GGGGCCAACAACGCGAUGAACAAUAUCAUCCCAGAGGUGCUCCCAACCGGGGCCCUAUGGAUAGCCCAACGCGGCAUGUCGAUAGUCCUAGUCACCGCCGCGAUAGCCCUAAUCGAAAUCUUGAUAGCCCUAGUCGACAUAGAGACAGAAAUCCUGAUGAGCCUCUUAGGCAGCAGUCACAUAGGGAUAGCCCUAGUAGGAAUAUAGAUAGCCCUGAUAGAUAUCGUGAUAGUCCAAAUAGACAUCGUGAUAGCCCAAAUAGACAUCAGGAUAGCCCAAAUAGACAUCGGGAUAGUCCAAAUAGACAUCGGGAUAGUCCUUCCCAUCAUCGCGAUGGGCAGACUAGACACCGUGAUAGUCCAAGUAGGAACUUAGAUAGCCCAAGCAGGCAUAGGGAUAGCCCGAGUAGUAGGCAUCGGGAUCGGGAUAGCUCUAAUCGGUAUCGUGAUGGGUCGGGUACUAGACAUCGAGAUAGUCCCAGUAGACAAGUAUACAGUCCAGACAGUGAAAGGAGCAUGGGAAGUAAUAGACAGUACAAGGAUCGUUCACGUGAUCCUUCCCGGGAACGAAGCUACAACAAAUCUCCAUAUAAGGACAGCCCUAGGGAUAGGAAUCAAAAUGGGAUUCCCCCUAUCCCCACAGAAGAUCCCCCCAGAAAAAUGAUCGCCUUGUAUGAUUAUGACCCCCAGGAAUUAUCACCUAAUGUUGAUGCAGAGAGAAUCAUCGAGCCAAUGAUGCCGAUGGAUUUGACUCCGGCUCCUUCUCCGAAAAAAUCCAAGAAAUCUACGAAAAAAGAUAAAACAUCAACAAGUCCAGCACAUUCUAUUAAUGCCGAUUCAAAUGACAAAAAGGACAAGAAAAAAGGAUUCUUUUCAAUGAAAGGGAAGAGUUUCUUCAAGAAGCUGAAAAAAUAAAAAUAAAUUGUUGCCUUUUAUGAUGUAACUGAAAAUGUAGUGAUGUCCGUAUUGUAGCAAAAAAUGAUAUUUGAGCAGAAUCAUGCAAUCAGAAGUGAAUUUCUGAUUCGUUUAUGCCUCAGUCUCUUUAUUCGUAAUUUUGUCGAU
Messenger RNA from Owenia fusiformis, 1061 nucleotides. Lineage: Eukaryota; Metazoa; Annelida; Polychaeta; Sabellida; Oweniidae. The record is from the annotation of a GenBank genome assembly.